UGUCUGUCUGUCCGUCCGUCCUUUUGACGAUUUCGGGUCAUUUUUGACCAUUUUCAAAAGCUACAAACUCAAACAGGGUAACACCGAGAGAGCUGAAAUUUGGCUAAGAUGCACUCCAGGCAUGGGUGAUGAAAAUUUAUCAAAAUGCUCCGCAAAAAUCUGAGGGCGUGGUAAUGGUGGUCCCUGGAUUUUGACAGUUUGCCAUGACACAGGAAAUACAGUGUAACUGCACUGUACAUGCUUUAGUCUCCCUCAAACUUUACAUGUAUGAUCAGAAUUCUGCCUUCCUCACAUCCAUAUGCUCAUAUACACUCUCAGUCAUAGCGUCACCUGGUGUAGCGAAGGAAGUGCUCUGCAACUCGCCUGUACAUGCUCUGAUCUGCCUGAAACUUUACAUGUGUGAUCAGAGUCCUGAUCACAUCCAUAGACCAAAAUACAUUCUCGGUCGCAGCACCACCUGCUGGUUGGACAGGAAAUGCUCUAUAACUAGCCUGUACAUGCUCUGAUCUGCCUGAAACUUUACAUGUGUGAUCAAAGUCCAGUCCUGAUCCCAUCCAUAGACCGACAUACACUCUCGAUCGCAGCGCCACCUGGUGGACAUGCAUAGAUUCGCCGACCAGCAAGGAUGCGAGGACCCGUCCAUCGCUGCUUGCAGCUUUAAUCCAAUAUUGUUGUGUCAAAUUAGAAUUAUUGCUGCAAAGUCACACCCUUUUAACACCUGUCAUCUCUUAAUUGUAGUCUUGUCGUGUUAAUUAUUUCCUUUUAUUGUUUCUCCCAGGCAUUGUACAUUUCUAUAAAUAGAAAUGGGUGAGAAAAACUGGAUUGAAAUUUCACCUGUUAUUGCUUUAAGACUAACCUCUGAAUGUCCACCAAGAAGAAGAGAUCUCACUCUGCCUCUUUUUCUGCAAACUUUACAGUGUAAAAAUGUCUUUUACUUUGUUCCAGGAUCACAAUACCAACACAGAAAAGGAGGCUUUUCAACACAGAGCAGAUGCUUCUAACCUCGCCUUGUAGCUGUUAUGCUAUUAAGAAAUGCAUAAGAUCAGCAGGAGGAAAGAGCUUGGUCAUCCUGUCUCGCUCUGCACACAGACGAUCUCUGGCGUUUUGUCACCUGAUACCAUAGCAACCAGCAGAUGUCGGUGUCACCAAAGAGAAGAAGCCACUGCAGCUUCCAGUGUUUCCAUGGCAAUUCGGACGCAGCUGCUCGCUCAGCCCAAGCCAAACCGACUCAAAUAUCCAGACCGUCGAUCUGUUUACUGGCUGGAUGAGCUGCCACCACAGAAGAGUGGAUCCACCACCAGAAUCGAGUUAACCCCUCGCUGGUCGGACUUGUGUAGAAGCGAGAAAUUCUACACUCAAGACAUGGUGUCCCCCAUAUGGGAGGUGAGUGAAUGGGCUCUCCGGGCCGUUCCAUCCGAGCGGUUGUGUCGUCUGGCUCGAUCUCGGGCCCCUGCAGCUGGCUGGCAGCCAGAUCACUCACUUCCGCUGCCGUUGAGCAGAGGGACGCUGACGGCAGUCGCCACUUCAAGGAUUUGCCAGCUUGCACAGCCAAAGAAAAAGCAAAUUCUUGAGAGAUCCAGCUCCAAAUCUAAACCUGUGCCCAUCAACCACCUGCCCUCCAGAGCAUCCGCACACAUUGAACUACUUGCAACCCCGAAGCACGACCACCCCAAGUUUAAAGGAGAGCGAUCAGUGUGCUGGCCGGUUUCCAAAGCAGCAAGAAGCUACGUAGCCAGCCAGAGACUUCUCGAUCUGUCCAGUCCCAAGGAGAGGAAGGCUCUGUUUGAGGGGUAUGACCCGUACGUUGUUAGCCGGGCCGCUUGCUCUGCCAGACCCUCUCCUCGGAUACAGGAGCUCUGCCUGCCGCUGCCUCGCAAAUGUAGCUCAAAGUAGAACGAAUGACACCAGAAGCAUCUGUCCCCCUUGAAGUGUUGCUUGUUCUCAUUUUCCCCAACAGAGAGGGUCCUGAUAAGGUUUUUCUAUGUGCAUUUAUGACACACACCUGUUUUUUGCUUCACUCAUGGGUAACAGUGCAGCAGCAUCCUACUGUUUAUGACCGUCAAUGAAGAAAAAAAGAAAAAGAAAAACCUGUAAAGAAUGGGAACAAUCUGGCAGCAAGGUAUGUUUUAAAAAACCAUUGGAAUACUGUGACAUGGAAAUCUGGUAACCAGUAUUUCUGUCCUAGUAGGCAACAGAAAAAGAAAGGUGGCUAUGUCAAGACACAGAAAGAAAAGCUUUUAAAUAUAUUACAUAUUAUUUGUGAACCACAAACAUCUUCCGCUCACAUGGCAGGCAAAACUCCUCAAACAUUAAAGAUGGCUCUAUUAAACAUUAGAUCUUUAGCUGGGAAGACAUUUUUAAUUAAUGAUUUUAUUAUUGAGCACAAUCUUGAUUUUAUGUUUUAAUUGAAAUUUGGUUAGACCAAAAUAACAGUACAGCUGUUCUCAUCGAGUCGACCCCUCCCAACUUCAGUUUUAUCAGUGAGGCCAGGGUGCACAAGAGAGGGGGCGGUGUUGCAAUUUUAUUCAAAGAAUCUUUUCAAUAUCAGCAGUUAUCCUUUGAACAUUUCUCCCUGUUUGAGUACAUAGCCCUUCAACUGAAGUCCUCAUCUCGAGUUGUGCUACUUAAUGUUUACAGGCCUCCUAAAUACUGUGCAAACUUUUUUUAAUGAUUUUAGUGAACUGCUGUCUAUGAUCUGCAUUGAUUUUGACUGUAAUUAUUGCUGGCGACUUUAACAUCCAUAUUGACAAUCCUCAGGGCAGAGGGACUAUAGAUCUGUGCAGUGGCGUAUCCAGGACUUUUUUGCCGGGGUGGCCUUGAUGGGACACAAAGCUAGUGUGGGGUGGCUAUAGCAUAGCGGAGUUUAAUGUCAUGUAUGCAGCCGACCACAGUUCAAAUCCCAGUACUUUGCUGCAUGUGACAUCCCCUCUUUCUACCAUGAUUUCCUGUCUCAUAAGUGUUGAAUAAAGGUGUCUAUUCUGGUUUA
This is a messenger RNA of Acanthochromis polyacanthus (spiny chromis), 2986 nucleotides long. It is a transcript of the gene spmap2, whose product is annotated as theg spermatid protein. The transcript has 7 exons. Gene Ontology annotation, biological process: spermatogenesis. NCBI's taxonomy places the organism in Eukaryota, Metazoa, Chordata, Actinopteri, Pomacentridae. The coding region runs from base 1033 to 1893 and encodes 286 amino acids. The record is from RefSeq and is a predicted model, not a curated record.